Pomacea canaliculata is the source of this 13474-nucleotide messenger RNA. RefSeq names its product serine/threonine-protein phosphatase 4 regulatory subunit 4-like. The record is from RefSeq and is a predicted model, not a curated record. The coding region runs from base 2304 to 5549 and encodes 1081 amino acids. Gene Ontology annotation, cellular component: protein serine/threonine phosphatase complex; cytosol. Gene Ontology annotation, molecular function: protein phosphatase regulator activity. The transcript is spliced from 26 exons. Lineage: Eukaryota; Metazoa; Mollusca; Gastropoda; Architaenioglossa; Ampullariidae.
CCCCAGUCGGCAGCGCGGCUACAAACGGUGCAAGCAGACGGCUGCUGCAAGAGAUUUCAAAGGCGGCGUGCACCAAGACUUCGAGCUUCCUCUCACCCGCUUUUGUGCUCCGCAUCGGCAGUUCUGGUGGCAUCCCUCGCGGGACGGCAAGCGUAUCUUGAGUGCGCGGCUGGGGUGGGGAAAGGAGGGUUGGGUGGAUCGGUAGAGGAGGAAGGAGAGAGAGAGGGUUCUGGUAGGCAGACGAACACAGAGAGACUUACCCACUCCACCCCAUCCUUCUUUAGGAGAGCCGCAGACGAGGGCAUCGUUUGGCUUGAAAGUGCAGUCGUUGCUUCACACAUACACACAGACUUUAGAUGACGGUGCGCAUCACACCAUCAGGAAGAAAAGUCACAAGAGCAUCUCUCCCCUUUUCACUUCCCCCCUUCAAGAAAAGUGAAUUAUCUACCAAAAGCAGCUUGCGGGCGAGAACUUGCAGCGUGUGCACGCGUGGAGCGCUGUGGCCUGCACCGCCAACCGCCCGUGCAGUUGUUAUGACUACUGUACUCCGGGGGCGGGAGCCUUUCUAUUUCGCGCUGCUUGUGAAAACCGAAAAAGAAGAAUAAUUAACGCGCAUAGGGUCGGGUGCUGUGACACUGAGAUGGGUUGCAGGUGACUGCUACGCCUGUGCAAACCACGGAGGAAAAAGCCAAACAACAACAGAAGCAGCUGUUACCACAACAAGCACUACCGAGAAGAAGUCGAGAAAGCAAAUCUUGAGAUGCUUCACCUCUGUGUUGGGGGAGACACCAGUUUCCGGUGUCUCUGUGGCAGGAGCGUGCGGACGCGAUCUUGGUGCAUCUGUGGACACUGUCAGCAGCAAGGUGUGCGGCAUCUUGCUCACUCUUUUAAAUGUUAUCCUAAUUGGACCAGAGACGGGAAAAGAGGAGAUCGAGCAGAUGGCGACUCACGGUUGCAACCCGCGUCAGAAGUCGGCACGGGUGGAAUGACAAGCCACGCAGCUUCACGCUUGCCAGGGUGGGCGUAAAUCGCGCGGCUCAUUGGCGGCUGCCGCGCGACGGAAGCUGUCGGCUUUGUUUCCAUGGUGUGUGUGUGUCGCGUGGAGUUCGCGCGCGGUGUUCCAGACAACGGGAGCUGGCGGCGAGACACCGUUUUGGAGGGAAACAGCUGUGCUGUGAGCCUGGUUUGGGAGUGGAGAGAGGAUGUGGGUGUGUUUGUGGUUUUGAAACCUAUUUCCUGUUGAUUUGGCGCCGCCAGGCUUACUUGAUUCUUGGAAAAUACCAGGCCCGCGAGGAUCGUCAUCGUCAGUAGUAGGGCAGCCUGUGGCGUGGUGGUCGUCGUUAGCCGAGAGUUGGCGUGUUUCAUCACCGCCGCAUCUUCCUUCGCACCUUCCCGCGCCGGCCUCCCUUGUCGCCUCCGGGUCGAUGAGCUCGCUGUCCACCACCGCCAACCUCUGGUGGCCACCCGUUAGUCCAGACUUGCUGUCGGAACUAUAACAGCAAGGUGGACAGCGGCCCCUCCCCCUUGAGAGCAGUAUAGCAGAGAGCGCGGUGUGGCGCGUGCGAGACACAGGCUGCGAGAGAGAGAAAGGUUGGGGGGGUGAUGGCGUGGGGGAGGAAGCAAGGACGCAUUUUCAUAAUCGGCGGCGCGGAGCGUGGGACUGCGAGUCAGCCGGUGCCAACGGCCGCGCGAGACUGACAAGACGAGCCAGGCCGGCCGGCGCUGACUUCCCUCCCCAGUCCAACUUGGCUGCUGAAUGGAGCCGUGCGAGCGGCAAUGGUGGUGGUGUUGUCGUCGAGGUCGUUGUUGUGCUUGUUUUCUUCCUCCCACCAUCAGUCGCUGAUGACGUGAUCGCGGCGUCGUACAUGUGAAUACAGCAGCAGCAGCAGCAGCAGAGUGCUGAGCGCGCGCGCGCGUGUGUGUUUUGCGAGGAACAGCCGAGGGGGAGAUACGAGAGAUGGACAAGAGUUGCGCUGGUAGCUGAUCAGCUGGCAGCAAGAAACGGCGGACUGUUGUGUUUUGUGCCGCUCCCACGUGAACUAAAAAGAGGGAGCGGAAAUUCUGAGCGGAUAAUUCGGUCCCCUGUGUGUCAGAGAGUGUGUGUGUUGAUUACAGCAAGGCCCUGAAAGCGCAGGAGAGUGUAUAACGUGGAGGACGUGCUCAAUAUUCCGGGCUUCUGCGGCAGUUUUGCACCGGCGUCGGGAUGCUGCGCGGCACGGGGCCGCUGUGAUGUGUGGUUUGGCUGCUUCCUGACGUCCGGACGGCCGAGGUCAUGGUGCUGCGAGGUCAGUCGCCUGCCGGAGAUGAUCAGCCACGUGGCCAUGGAUGAGCCGCGCGGCGCCGCGCCAGGCAGGGGGGACAGCGGCGGCGGCAGCGGUGGCGGCGGCCCCGUCAGCUCCAUGGACGACAUGGAGCUCUUCCCGCGCCAGGCGGUCAUCGUCAAGAACGGCAAGAUCUUUUUCGAGGACGAGCCCUUCUUCUGCGCCGGCGAGGCUCAUGACGAUAAGAGCGAGGCCGCCGACAAGGCGGAGGAGAGACGCGGCGGCGGCGGUAGCCGCCAAGCGGUUGACAGCAACAGGAGCGAGUUCAGCGCCGCCUGCUUCGAUGACCUGGACAGCGAGAAGGAGAACCGCAUCUGCCGGGACCUUAUCAUCCCGGAGACCCACGCAGAGGACCUACACGCUUGCGGCGAUGUCGACAGUGAGGACGAUAGCGAGGACGAGGAAGAGGAGGAGGACGAGGACGAGAGGUUUCUAAAGCUGGUAGACAGGGAGGAGUUUUACGAGGAUGUCGAUGGCUUGCGGCUGCAGGGCUUGCCGGAUGGGCCACUGGAUCCCACGGAGUAUCUGGACUUCAUGCAUUCCGGUCAAGAGGUACAGCGGAUCAGCGUCAUCACCGCGCUGCCCAACCUCCUGAAGGAGAACAAUGCCGAGUGCAUGAGGCGGGUCGUGCCCAAAGUGCGGGAGGUGCUAUAUGUGGCACAGCAGGACAUGCAGCUUGCUGCCUCCUCAGCAUUCCUGCAGAUUCUGCAAGACCAGCUGAUCCCAGUGCAGAACUAUACCCAGACCUUUCUGCAGACCAUCCUGUCCAGUGUAGACAGCAAGGACAGUGAGGUUGCAGCAGCAUGGCUGGAUACAUUGCUGGAUGUCAUCGAUCUCCUGCCUAAGGAAAUUAUAAAGAAAGAUAUUCUUAGCAUUGCCAUAAGUAAGGGGCAGAUUUCCCAGCCUGUGCAAGCUCGUCUCUCAUGCUGCAAAAUUCUGGGCAAGGUGGCAACUAAAUUUGAACCUUUUGUAAUUAAGAAAGAAAUCUUGCCGGUGGUCCAGCAACUGUGUCAAGAUGUGGAACACGAGGUGCGAGCCUGUAUGUGCUUUCAGCUGGAGUCUGUAGCACGAGGACUUGGUCUAGAGACAACUAAGGCUGUAAUAUUGCCAGAGCUUUUGGAGUUGGCAGAUGAUGAAGAAAGUGAUGUUCGCAUUAUGGGUCUUGACACUUUUGUCAAUAUCCUUAGCCUCUUAGAUGAUGAAACACGAGAGGGGGUGGUUGUUCCGCUUGUGCACAAAUUCUGUAACCGUGCUAUGACUACACAUGAUCGCACUUUGCCAUUUGUUGCUAAACAAUUUGGCAAGAUUUGCCAUGGUUUAGAAAGUAAUCUCAGUGGGGAGCUGAAACACUUUUUUAUUCAUUUCUAUAAAAAGUUGUGCAAAAUGGGUUUGCAGGAAAAAUCAAAAUCUAUUGAUAAGCAGGGAACACCAGGAAGCUAUCCUUAUGACGAUGAGGAUAGACAUGUGCAGACUCGUCAAAAUGCUGCUUUUAAUUUCCCUGCAAUGGUCUUGUUUGUUGGUGUGAAGUCUUUUAAAUCAGACCUGCACCCAAUCUUUGGAGUCUUGUGUAAAGAUCCACACGUCACAGUCCGGCAAACGAUGGCUAGUUGUUUUCAUGAGAUAGCGAAGCUUCUUGGCGCUAAUGCUAAUAUGAUCUUCCCGGAGAUGAUUGUGUUACUGAAGGACGAAGUAGCUUUCCCCUUGACCAUUCCACCCUUGACUGAACAAUUCAUAUGCAAUCUAAUCCCCAGUACCAGUGAACGAGUGUUACAAGGUGUGGUGUCCAGCUUUUCAUUGACAUUAGAUGGUGUGCCAAAAAACAUGGGAUUUAUCGCAGAUGCUAAGGCAUCAUUGGUGAUGGAAGUUGUGAGUGCGUUGUUAUCUGCGGAGACGGUGGUGUUUGCAUCAAACAACUGGCGGCUGCAAGAAGACAUGAUGAACAACAUGGCUUGCCUAGGAAAAGUGUGCUCUAGUGAUAUGCUUUACACUCGCGUCAUACCAGUGCUUUUACACAAGAUGAAGCAUGGGAGAGCAUUGCCAGUUAGAUAUGCAGCAUCCAGGUCCCUUUUGGUGUUGAUGCGGUGUAUUCGAAGGCUGGAUCAGCGGCAGUAUCUGGUAGACUGUAUAUUAGAAGAUUUCUGCCAAGGUCACAGCUGCCACAGUCGUUCAUUGUUCCUGGUUAUCUGUAAAUAUGUAAUAGAACUUUACUCCAAAGCCUUUUUCAAGGAUAACUUCUUCCUCUAUGUGUUGCCAUUGGCCUUUGAUCCUGUGCCCAACAUCCGCAUGCGUGCGUGUGCUCUGCUUCCUGAUCUCAAGCGACUGAUCAAACUGCCACACGACACUACUUUAAAGAGCUCAUUGGAAGCUUGCAUCCGCAAAGUCCUGGUGAACGAGAAGGAUAAAGACGUCUUGUUUACAAUGAAAAAUGCAGUGGAUGAGCUCGACCAAAUACAUGUUCAGAUGGAGUUAACAAUUCCUCGAUUAAAACCUAUUGAGGAGGAUGCUGAUGACCUAGUCAAGGAAGAAGAAGAGAGGCAGCUACUGGAACUGGAAGAAAAAGACAGGAAGGAAGAAGAGAUGAAGGCCAUCAAGAUGGAUAAACGCCACUCAGUUCCUAGUAAAAGAGAUUUGCCGAAUACCAAAAUACCUGCACCCAAGAGAUCACAUGAAUCAAAAAUGAAUAGGAUAAGCCAGCCCUCUCCAGCCAAGCCAGUACAGAACACUGCUAAGCCAGAGCAACGUCGAUCAGUAGGCUCACCAUCUACCUCUACCACUAGCACUGCUGUCACAGAGUUCAAUGGGAUGGCUGAGGGGCAAGAGAGCGUGCUGCUACCCCACAUGAUCAAGUCCAAGUCCACAACCUCCAUUCCUUCUCUCUCACACAUCCCCCGGCCAGCUUCUCGCCCUAGCACCCCACCCAGGAAGGAAGCCUCGUGCAGAAUUCCUGUUCUUCAUUCGUUGGGAAGACCAGCUGCUUCAGGGCCAGGAACUGGCUUAACUAAGCAAAAUUCCUCAGCAACACGCUUGGGAACCAAUGUGACAGCAGCUUCAAGGAAGGGCUCAGUGGGCAGCUUACCGAGCACAACAGCACGGCGAGGAUCCCUUGGGAGUGCCUGUAGCACCAAGAGUGACCCUUCAGGUUCGAGGGCAAAGAGCAAGCCUAGCAAUGGGGGAAGUGCUGGUGGUCUUGCAUCUAACAAGCCUAUCAGGAAAAUAUCCAAGUCUUGAUGCUCAGUCUACUCUAAGUUUGCUUAUAGCGACAUUUCCACACAACCUGAAGCUAUUCCUGCUGUGUGUGCAUGUGCCAGAUGUAGAUUUUCUUUGGAUUUGCUGGAACAAAGGUUCCAGGAGACUUCUCAAUUCAUUCCAUUGGAGACUGGGAAGCUUUACCAGCCUGAAGGCAUCGGCUUGACAGAACAAGUAAUCGGUUGGCCUGGAUGAUAGAUGCUGACAUUUUGCACCUUGCUUUGAAACUUAUUUCAGGACCUCAGUUGCAGAGGCAUAUUGCAUUUAGUUUCUGCAACAGAAGCAUGGGCAGUCACAAGGACUUAACAUUAGAUUGUUCUUUAUGGAUACAUAUUGUAACGUAACGUGAUACAUUUUCAAAAUGAUUUCAUUUUCCGAGUCACAAAUCUGGUAUGUCUACAGAUAACAUACUCCUGACAAACUGACUGGGGUUUACAUUUUUCCUGUAAAUAAAAGGUUUAAUUUGUUAAAAUAGUUGUUAAUGUAAUCAAGCAUUGCUAAUAAAAUAAAAUUUCUGAUCUUGACCAAGUAGUGUUAAGAGUAGUGAAUCCCUGAUAUUAAAUAUGCAAGCAUGACACUCAAUGAUUUUGGAGAUAAAAGGGCAUCUAUAUAUGGUUGUAAGAGGUGAUGCAAAGGGAAUUAUUCUUCGCUUACUUCUAAAGCUGGAUUUAUUCCUGAAUGAAAUGGGUUGGACAAAAUUUACAGAUAAUUUCUGAGAUGAAUGCAUUAGCUUUAUCUGCCAUAUAAAGGAUAGAUAAGGUCAGUUGUUUUAUUUCUGCUUUUCUAUUGAGAAUCUGUCAUCCCUUUGGCACAAAAUGAGCACUUGGCCAAGAAACAUUUUCUGGUGGGUAUUAGAAGAAAAGUUAGAGCAAUCCUUUGCUUGAAGAGAAAUAGGCCAAUAAUUUUGACUUCACUUAAAAAGCUUCAUAAUUUUAUCCCCUCCCUUGAAAUGGAUGAGGCUGACCAAGAAAGGAGCGGGGAGAGGGAAUGACAGAGUAGAUUUAAUAACUGAAAGCUUGAGGGAGGAAGGCAGCGAGUCUGACAAGGUAUGUUGAUAAACACAAGAUUCUGGUGUAAGUAAAUGCUGCCACCUUAAAAGCGUUUACAGUUUAUUAAUGUCCUUUGUUUACAAUAAAUAGAACAGAGUGACUGAUCAUUAGGCACACAUAGGUGACUUCUGUGUUUAUUGACCAGUCUUGUACCCUUCAUUCUAUAACAGUUUUUUUUAAAAUUUAUUUUAGUUCAACAGCAAUACUUGUGCAGGAUGCUCAGCAUUGUUCAAAGACCCGUUAUGUCUUAGAGAAGUAUCUACAUGCCUUUGCAUUACUGUCUUGACUCCAAGAUAAACAACGUAAAGCAUGUAGUGUAGUUUCAUCCUUCAACACAUCGGCUUCCAACCACUAAUAAUGGGUAAAUCUAGCAUCCAUUUAGGUCAUUUCAAAAUUUGUAUGACUAUAAAGCAGCAAUGAAUACAUUUUGUUUAAUACAUGACACGAUGUGAUAGAAAAUAUGUGUUGUAUAAAAGUGAGCAAUAAGAACGAGAGGGCCAGUAUAAGAAACAGGGGUACAGCUUAGAGCAAUCACAAGCUAUAUGAUAUGCAGAACAAUAACAACCGGCUGUGUGUUAAGAGCGCUAACACUCUUACACAAGUCUUAAAUUCAUGGUUUAUAAGGAAAUUCCAUAGCUGGGUAGAAGCGUGAGUAGAAAGGAUGGAGGCUUUGCAUGAAAAUAGUGAUGCUAGAAGUGAAUGGCUUGGUCUUCUGUUCUCUGUUUCUGUUGCUCAGGCAUAUUAAAGGAAUUGAGUUUCUGUUUUGUCAUCUUCAUUCUUUUAUAAAAUAGUCUGAGGCAGCAGUGUCAUAUUCUAAUGAUUUAAAUUUAAGAUGCAUUAUUUGAUGACUGCCAUUAGGUUGGAGGGAACUUGUGGAGGUGGGGCAGAAGGAAGCAAAGAAGGAUGGUGGUUAACUGCAAGAGGAACGAAAGUACAGAAGCUCCUGUAGCAUAAAUGGGAAAAAUUAUAAGCAAACACAAUUUUUGUGUUCUGCAAGAGAAGUCUGUCUUUUGUGGAUGAGCAACUUUGCACUGUAGCAGGGACCAUAUACAAGUGAAUUGCUGGCAGAUGAGUUUUCUGUGUUAACAUCUACUAAAAGGUCUUAGAAUGAGCUUCUGGUUCUCAUGAAGAGAAAGCACGGACAAUGUGAGCUCUUGUGUUGAUGGAAAUACAAACAGUCAAGCUUUAUAGUCUGUUGUGUUCUCAACUCUAUCGGCUCUAAGCCAGUGGAAGAUAUGGCUGGCUUGCCCAAGACAUGACACUUACCAUUCUGCAAAAGUUUAUGUCAACAGACCACAAUCUAUUUAUAGAUCAUCCUUGAUUGCAAGAAUGUGCACUACAGGGGUAACCAAAACCAUUCUUUUCCUUCUACCUCAUAAUUCAGGCAAUUUUGUCUUUUAAUCAUUUUUGCUUUGCAUAGAAGUAGAUCAGUGACUAAAUAGUCAAAUCAUAACUGGUAAUAUGUUCUUGUUGAUAGGUUGAGUUCAGUCACUUGUUCACAUAUCUUCUCAAUCCAUUUGAGUGUUCUCCCUGUCUGAUAGCAUGAGAUAUCAUUUCCUCUGCUCUGUGAUGAUUUCACUCAGCAAUAGCCUCAAAGUGUGAAUCAGUUUUGAAACUCACCAGUGAUGUGAAAGAUGUUAUUUAAUUAUUUUUUAAAUUCUAGAAAAUUAGUGAGGCUUAAAACUGUUGAAUAAUUUGUUUUCUUUAUCUUUUGGGGAAAUUUGUGUAACAUUUUAUUGCAUAUGCUUAGAGACAAAAGCAAAGUUGACUAGUUCAUGUUAGUAUAUAGAGCUCAUGAGGCUAGUUUAUUCUGGUUUUCUAAAAUGUACAAUUUUUGUGUUGAGUAAGUAAAUUAGCCUGUGAAAAAGCUGGCAGGCUUUGCAAUUGUUGCCAGGGAGUGUACUUAAAUGUAAAGAAAGACCAUGUUUAUUACUUUGCUGAAUACACUCUUAUAAACUGUAUAAUCUCAGGAGCAUGUCACAUCAAAGCUGACGGCAUUUAGCAUAUUAAUCUUAAGGUUAACUCAUCUUAAGAUUAAUUAUGAAACGAAAGCUCAAGAUCUGCUGGUUGCAGAUAAAUUACUAGAUGACUGAAGAGUAUUUAAGUUCUUUUUCCCUGUAGGAUGCUUUUCAAUUUUAAUUUGGAAGAUUUGUUAUUUUAACACAUUGUGGAAUGAACAAAAGAUUUAUUCCUCAGCAUUGAACAUAUGAUUUUCUGUGCUCAGUGAAGUCACAGAAUAUUUUUAUUUAAAAUAUGAAGCAUUUUGUUUGGUACGUGAAUUCUAGGUUUUUAUAUGUGAACAUGCAUACCUCAGAAUAUUGACACGCAGCGUGUAGCUCUUAGGUUGGCUGUCAGUAACUGUCAUCAGCAAUACACAGUAGAUUCUGGGAAGCGUAAUUGUGCUUUCUUCUCGGGAUAACCUUUGUUUGGAUUAACAAGGCUUGGAGUUUGACUUUGAAUGUAGCUAUGCAAAGCUUUUGAUGGGUAGAAUUUCAGCAGUUGCAGAAAACUGCCUACGUGUCUUACCUUGAGUGGUGUUCUAGUAUUAAUGCCGUGGUGUUUGUUGACAUAAGGUGUCUGACCCCGAGUGGUGUUCUAGUGUUAAUGUUGAUCUUGCUGUAUGUUGGCAUGUGAUCUUAUGUAAGUUUCUUGUUGCUCAUUCACAUUUGCCUCCAGAAAGUCUAAACAAAUCAAUCAGCAUCAUUUUCUCAAGAUUAAGAGUUCUGAAAACUCUCAUACCUUGCAGACUCCUCCUCCCUUCUCACUGAGAAAUAGUGCAAUGCCAUAAGACUAAAUAUGUUUCUUAUCAUCCAUAACAUAGUGUUAGAUGUGGUUGUAUCAUAUAUAUGCAAGCAUAUCUGCACCAGAUUCUGAGAUUAUUGAAUCGACAAACCUCUUAUGAUUUGAUUUAAAAUACACAUAUAAGAGCUGUAGAUGGGAAUAUGUUGGGUACAAAUGUCACCUAAAACUUUUUAAAAAAAGCAUAAUACAAUAGUAAAACUGUCUUGAACUUGACAAAUCUUUUUACUGAUGCAGAAAUUUAGAAAGUGAGGAUGGUUUCCUGUGAGGAAUGAAAAUAAGUGAGAAGCAGAAGAGCAUUGGUUUCGUAGGUUACUUUUUGUGUGUGUGUGUGUGAGUGGAGGGUCCUUUUAUUUCUAGAGUCAAAUGUAUAAUAGCACAUGAAACAAGUAUUUAAGUGAAUGUGAGUAGCAGAAGAUGUUUCAAGUUAGUCUUUUCUUUGACGUGCAAGAAUACUAACAAGUUUUAAGACUGUGUGCUUUGUUUGAAUAUAUUUUACCUUGAUUUAUAGAUGAAAACAAGUAUUUUUUAAUGUUUCUGGUUGAAUUUUUGUUUCAGCACAAAAAGCAUCAAACAUAAAUGCGUGUAAAAUACUGAUUUCUGUUUUCAAAAGAAACAUUCCUUAAUUUGGCAAAUUAGGAAACAUAAUGGAGGUCAUCUGCAUCUUUCAUGGGGGUGUGUGUGUUUAAUUGUCUGUUUGCAUUUUAACCAAUGUAAAUGUGAAGGUAAAAGGUAAAGGUCCCACAGCCUAGUGAAAUGUAAAUGAUAGAAUGUGUCUAGGGCAAGACCUGUGGAAGGAAGAGCCCAACUUCUACUAACUGCAUGCAGCCUUUUGCCUUCUCUGAUGUUGGUUACCUUUUGUUGCUGAGUGGAUGGGGGGCAGGGGAAGUUGUCCCACCACGUCUAAAAAUCCUGCAGCUACUAGAAAGCUGCUCCAAACCAACUGUACUUACCACCAGGGCGCAGAGUCUCCACCAUUAAUAUAGUUUAGCACGGGACUAUUGAUUCGGUGUCAGUGGGAGAUAAUUAAAGAGGAAGACCUGUGGGCACAAGCAGCAGUGCAGUGUUGGCGCACAUCAAGAAUUUCUACUAAUCUAGAUUUUGUCCUGUUGUAUAUGGAAUAUUUUAUGUAAAUUUUGAAGUCCUUUUGGUAUUUAUGUUUGCAAACAUGCAUUUAUUGAACAGUGUCCUGAAUUGUUAUUAUUGAUGUCCACUUUUGUCGAGGCCUGGAAUGCCUGUUAUGUGGUGCAUGAACGAUAAUUUUGUUAGUAGUGCGGUUGUUUACCUGCUUUUACAAUCAAAUAAGUAAACAUUGUACUGUGCCCUGCUGUACUUUUUCAAUCCAGUUUAAAAAAAAAAUUGAAAAGUUGGGCUAAGGUAAAAAAAAAAUCAGAUCAUGUGGCUCCACUGUGCAGUUAAAAAUCAUUCAGCAUCAAAGACAGUUUUUAUCUUCUAGUUUGCAUCAAAAUUUAAAUGUUCUUGCUGAGCUAAGUUAGCAGUAAAAGAAACAUAAGAAUCGGUAUAUAUAUAUACCUUUGCAGCUGAGGACAACAAAUACAAACAAGGUUUGAUUUGGAAGAACCAUGUUCUUUAAGGGCAGUCUGUGCAAGUUCCCUGUCCAUACCUGAAACUAUAUAGUUUGUACUUAGGAGAAAGUGCCAGUCCUUGCAGUGGAAUUUCAAACAUAAUAUGAACAUUGUCCUGGAGUCCUUGUAUACAAGGAUGAUCAAAAUGAGAAUUGGUCUGUAAGAACUUCCUCAAAAGUGUCUCUUCUCCAGAUAGACUGUAAAUGCUUUGAAUCCGGCAUUUAAAGGUCAUUUAUUUGCUGCAAAGACAAGCAGUGGAAGAAACGGAUGUAGACCCCACUCCUUUCCUUCUCAUCCUUGAUCGGCUCCAUCCCUCCCCACUGCAUGCGUUAUGUUGAUGUCUUCUUGCUGUGCUUACGUUUAAUUGUUUAUGUGAGUGAGGAACGCCAGACAGAUUGAGAGAGAGAGAGAGACACCAUUGUCAGAUGGAUGAAAAAGAGCUUAUACAGUUGCCAAGAUUUAUAUGGCCGCAUCUCUAAUGGCAAAUCUUCAAGAGGUUCCAGAUGUUAUGUAAAUUUGAGUGACAAGCAGAAUAUAAAGAGCAGUUUUGUUAAGAUUACCACUUCUGUUGCUGGAAUUCAUUAUUCCUGUUCAGUACAGCACUACUAUGUAAAGAAUAUAUGCAGCAUGAUCUUUGACUUUGACAUUUUCAUUCGCUGUCUGUGCAAUAAUGGCAUCUUUGUUAAAUAAUUCUGUGUUUCUAAUAACAAACAUUUGGAACAUUCCGUAUUAAGAAAAGAAUAAGAAAUUAUAAAAUCAGAUUUUAUGAUAGGUUCAAUAAUAUUUUUAUGAUGUUCAUACCGUUUCUUCCACCCUCCCCUUGUCAACCAUUUAGGAAGGAUGAAAUAAAGUAAUUAUGAAGAGAUGUACAGCAUUUUGUGGUGUGAAAUAAUUUCAGGUUGUUUCUGUAUAAUCUGAAGUGGAAGAACUGUGUCAGGGAUUUUUCCUGUGAUUGAUGUAGGAUAUCUUACUAGAGUACUAAGUUGUUAUUUCCAUUUCCAUGUUAUGAAAACUGUACUUAAAGCAUCGAUAUUCAGUUUGUGAUUCUAAUACACUGUAACCAGUUUUUCCAGUUUGGAAGAAAGAAUUGUAUUGCAUUAUGCACCCACUGGAUAUGCUAAAUGUGUUUAAUUGGAUUAUUUUCAACAGUCUGGAUUGUUGAAGUCAUUCAUUUGUUUUUAAGGUUGGAUGUGCUUUAGCCCGUUGCUACCCAGUUACCAAGCAUUUGCCAGCAUGCUGUCAUUGUGCAAAUUCUUUACAGGUAGUAACCUUUCAUAACCAUAUAAUUUUCUAUCUCCUGUUCCAUGUUGAUGGCUUUAAUCAUGUAACUGCUCUUUAAGAGUGUCCUCCCUUUUGUGUAGCACACACAACCAUGCAGAUGGGUCAAGUGUUAGCCAGUUGUAUAGCUCACCCUUAAGUGGUUUGAUGUAAUGAUUGCUAUUCAAUCUGGUUUGAUGUAAUGAUUGCUGUUCAAUCUGGUUUGGGUGACUAACGGUGGUUUACAUGCCUUUAUUUCAAACUCACCAAGUACAUUCAGCAUUGUUUCAACCUUGAAACUGCCAGUAAUUGGAUUUUUUCUGUCAACUUGCAAAUAAGCUGCUUGUGAAGAACGCAAUUGAGAUGUAACAGUUGACAGAAGUAAAUUAGUGCUUUGCAAGCUGCCAUGUGCUUGAGCUACAGGUUAAGCAACUCCUUCAAAUAGGACUUGGCAGUACGAUGUCAUCGUUUCCCACCAUCUCUGCAGCUGUAUCUGACACAUCCUUGUAGGAUGCGGCAGUGCAUGACUUUUACUUUGCACCAAAAUGCAACCUCCCCAACAACAGAAAAAAGCUUUUAAUAGGCCUAAUCAGUUGUUUCAAUGCAGUAAGAAAGUGUUUAUUUUGUACGUUCUGUGGUGCUGUCAGCAAGGGGACUGUUUCCUGGUGACUGAAAGAUAAACAUUCACACUUUUGGAAGCUUUCCCUACUGGAUACUUUUGCCAUGGUAAAUAUACCUUUCGGGCAUAAUGCAUAUGCAAACAUUGGGAAUGUAUUCAUGGUUGAUUGGUGCGUGUUCGUGUGUGUAUAUGUGUGAGUGUGUGUGCAUUGAUUGUUAAGAUAGAUUUCACUUUUUGCUUAUUGGCAUUUACUGCUGAUUACCAGAUGAGAAAAUGUGAGCAAAUGGUCAUUCAGUUGUACAUCACAAGGAUCCUGCAAGGGGGUGGGGUUACUAAGUACAUCAUAAUUUCAUUAAUAGAACAUCUUUUUUUUUUGAUUCACAAAACCGUCCAUUUGUCAAUAAUUACAUCAUCAGUACCAAAGCACCAGAACACUUGUAUACUUUAAACAUUUUGGCAGUUUUGUUUCUUUGUUCUUACAGAUAACAUGUGUUCAUCGUACUGUGUACUGUUAGAGUUCAUCCUCUUAUGAGACUUGCACUGAUAACCAGUGUUUAUCAUGUAUGUAUAAAAAGUAAAGGUGAUGUUCACAGUUUA